This is a messenger RNA of Archocentrus centrarchus (flier cichlid), 1886 nucleotides long. RefSeq names its product IKAROS family zinc finger 1 (Ikaros) (gene ikzf1). The transcript is spliced from 8 exons. The record is from RefSeq and is a predicted model, not a curated record. Gene Ontology annotation, biological process: regulation of transcription by RNA polymerase II. Lineage: Eukaryota; Metazoa; Chordata; Actinopteri; Cichliformes; Cichlidae. Bases 35 to 1750 code for a protein of 571 amino acids. Gene Ontology annotation, molecular function: DNA-binding transcription factor activity; RNA polymerase II cis-regulatory region sequence-specific DNA binding.
GCAAAAUGCCUCAGCCGAGCUGAGAGACAUAGUCAUGUUGGGCUGGAACGAGGAAGUGCAGUGGAGAGGGGAGGGACUCAGGGCGCAGCUCCAUGGGGCCGCCGCGGCGCUGCGACCUUCUGCACAUGGAGCCGGGGAGAGUUGGAAGAACUUCAUACUGCAAACUCAAGGAAUAGCAGAGUACUUGCACCGCAUGGAGACAGAGGAGGCCCAGGAAAUAGCCCAGAUGCCAGACAGGGACAGUCCCCCUGCCAAUGAAGCGUCCGAGGAGGCAGAGGAGCCCAUGGCUGUCCCCGAAGACCUGUCAGCCGGCUCCACCCAGCAGCAGAACAACCGAGGGGACAAAGCCUGUAACAUUAAAGUUGAGGCUCGCAGUGAUGAGGAGAAUGGGCUGGCCUGUGACAUGAACGGUGUGGAGGAGGAGGAGUGCGCGGAAGACUUGCGCGUGAUCGAUGCCUCUGGGGCCAAGGUGAACGGCUCACAGCCGAGCCCCGAAGCCAAGGCCUUCUCCUCGGCCGGCGGUAUCCGGCUGCCCAACGGGAAGCUCAAGUGCGAUAUCUGUGGGAUAGUUUGCAUUGGCCCCAAUGUGUUGAUGGUGCACAAGCGAAGCCACACUGGAGAACGUCCAUUCCAGUGCAGCCAGUGCGGUGCCUCCUUCACUCAGAAGGGCAACCUGCUGCGUCACAUCAAGCUCCACUCGGGGGAGAAGCCCUUCAAGUGUCACCUGUGUAGCUAUGCCUGUCGCAGAAGGGAUGCCCUCACCGGCCAUCUACGCACACACUCAGUUGGAAAACCCCACAAGUGUGCUUACUGUGGGCGGAGUUACAAGCAGCGCAGCUCUCUAGAAGAGCACAAAGAGAGGUGUCACAACUACCUCCAGUGCAUGGGACUGCAAAACAGCAUCUAUACAGUAGUAAAGGAAGAAAGCAACCAGAAUGAGCAGAGGGAAGACUUGAGCCAGACGGGAUCUGACAGAGCCUUGGUGCUAGACAGACUAGCUAAUAAUGUAGCUAAACGUAAGAGCACUAUGCCACAGAAGUUUGUGGGAGACAAACGUCUGUCAGACCUCUCUUAUGAUGGAGGAGCAGGCGAGCUGAUCCAGCCCCACGUCAUUGACCAGGCCAUCAACAGUGCCAUCAGCUACCUAGGGGCCGAGGCGCUCCGGCCUCUGGUUCAGACCUCCCCGGCCUCCUCUUCGGAUGUGGGUCUCAGCUCCAUGUACACCCUCCACAAGCCGGCGACGGAGGCCCACGCGGGGUCGGGCUUGUCAGCCAAAGACAGUGCAGCUGAGAACCUGCUGCUGCUCUCCAACUCCAAGUCCGCCUCCAGCGAGAAGGACGGCUCGCCCAGCCACAGCGGCCAGGACUCCACGGACACCGAGAGCAACAACGAGGAUCGCCCAGGCGGAGCAGCUCCCGGUCUCAUCUACCUGACCAACCACAUCACCCAGGGGGUGAGGAACGGCGUGCUGCCCCUGGUGAAGGAGGAGCAGCAGAGGCAGUUCGACGCCAUCCGGGCCGGCAUGGAGAUGGCCUCCGAGGGCUUCAAAGUAGUGACAGCAGAUGGGGAGCAGGUGAGGGCGUACCGGUGCGAACACUGCCGCGUCCUCUUCCUGGACCACGUCAUGUACACCAUUCACAUGGGCUGCCACGGCUUCAGAGACCCCUUCGAGUGCAACCUCUGCGGUCACCGGAGUCAAGAUCGAUACGAGUUCUCCUCUCACAUAACGCGAGGAGAGCAUCGCUACUGAGCCGCUUCGACCAGAGAACACACACACACACACACACACUUUCACAGGAUGGAAAACACGGCACACACUCACUCACAGACAAGCACAUGCAAUAAAUUAAUAUAAAUACUUAAUGUAAAAUACACUGUUAAUGUUU